AGAGAGAGAAAGAGAAAAAGAGAAAGAGGGACGCGUUCGAAAUCUUAAUCUCUGUGCUUUAUCCCACGAACAAGUUGUUGGAUCAAUCGACGGUGCUUAGCACCGAUUAUCACCGGGACGGCGACGUCGCGUCCCGUCGCGUCCCGUCGCGUCCCGUCGCGUCACGCUGCGUCGCGUUGCAUCGCACGCGCUCGCCCGUUCGAGAAGGACCCAUUCGCGCGGAUCAGAGCCGUGUGCUUAACCUGUGUUCGUGACGUUCCCUGGCCCGCCGCCCCUGGUCGAAGCUGCCGAGGAUGGCCGACAUCAAGCAGGAGUACAAGGGCGAGGACGUCGACAGCGGGAUGGGCAACAGCGCUGACCCGAAGAACAUGCAGGAGCUGACGCAAUACGUGCAAACGCUGCUGCAGAACAUGCAGGACAAGUUUCAAACCAUGUCCGACCAGAUCAUCGGAAGAAUAGAUGAGAUGGGCAACAGAAUAGAUGAUCUGGAAAAGAAUAUUGCAGACCUAAUGACACAAGCAGGAGUCGAGGGAGGUGAUAAAUAAGCUCGUCCUUUUCUCAAUGCACUGAUUUUGUCUAAAGUAUAGCCAUACUUGUCAUGGAAAAAGUAUAUCGAUAGCGAUAUACCCAUCCUUUUGUUACAAUACGGAAAAUAAAUACUUACAUUUUUU
This is a messenger RNA of Pogonomyrmex barbatus (red harvester ant), 671 nucleotides long. RefSeq lists its product as uncharacterized. Gene Ontology annotation, molecular function: transcription corepressor activity. Gene Ontology annotation, biological process: cellular heat acclimation. The record is from RefSeq and is a predicted model, not a curated record. Lineage: Eukaryota; Metazoa; Arthropoda; Insecta; Hymenoptera; Formicidae. Gene Ontology annotation, cellular component: nucleus; cytosol.